UAAUGAUUCUAAGCAGACAAUUUUAGGUAGUCUUUUGCUUUGAUACUUCUGCAAGUUUCAGUAAUCAGUAUGAGCUGGUGCAAUUUGAAUGGCAGCUGGAGAAGCCAUGAAACCUGGAAAACAAUCUACCUACUGUUCCUGGGUCAGGUUGUCUCUUUUGUACUUGCACUCGGUAGCUUCACUUCGUCUCUGAUAGCUGAUCUUGGUGUAGAUGCACCACUUAGUCAGACUUUGUUUCCUUACUUCUUUUUGGCUUCUGUUUAUGGGAGUAUUUUGCUGUAUAGGCGUAAGAGACUACUGGUUUCUUGGUAUUGGUAUCUCCUUUUAGGUUUUGUUGAUGUUCAUGGGAAUUAUCUUGUUAAUAAGGCAUACCAGUUCUCAUCAAUCACCAGCGUGACGUUAUUGGAUUGUUGGACAAUACCAUGGGUCAUGAUUUUGACAUGGUUCUUUCUAGGCACUCGGUAUUCCCUGUGGCAGUUAUUUGGUGCAGCCAUAUGUAUCAUUGGCCUUGGCUUAGUGUUCCUCUCUGAUGCUGGGGUGGGCGGUGGAGAUGGUUCGAAACCUCUGCUGGGGGAUGUACUUGUCAUUGCUGGGGCAGUUUUCUAUGCAAUGAGCAAUGUUGGUGAGGAAUUCUGUGUUAAGAAAAAAAAUCGCAUUGAAGUAGUUGCAAUGAUUGGUGUCUAUGGAUUUCUAGUGAGUGUGGUUGAAGUAUCUAUAGUGGAGCUCAAGAGUCUGGAAUCAAUUGAGUGGUCUACAGAUAUUAUAUUAGCCUUUGCUGGGUAUGCUGUAUCAACUUUUAUGUUCUACACCGUUGCUCCUUUCGUUCUUCAGUUAAGUGGAGCAACGAUGUUCAAUCUCUCUAUCCUAACUUCCGACAUGUGGGCAGUUGUAAUUCGCAUUUUUUUCUACCACCAGCAGGUUGAUUGGUUAUACUAUCUAUCUUUUACAAUUGUGUGUAUUGGACUUGUCAUCUAUUCAACAACUGAGAAGAAUUAUGUUCCUGUACCUGCCAUCGAGGAUGGAAACUCCAAUACACAAUACGAAGUGCUUACUGAGGAAAUUGAAGCGACUAGAAAUGAGUCUUUGGUUUCGUGAGGGGCAGGGCAGAAUCCAGUAUAAUUAGGGGUGGAACUAGAAAUUCAUACGAGGUGGAAGCAUUAACAAUUAUGAAAAAUAAACUAAGUAAGAGGGUUAUAUAAGAAGUAAGAAUAUUAGGGGGACUGCCUAUCUGGUCAGUAUAAAAUCAAACUGAAAUAUGAGGGUAAAUCUUGAGAUUCUAGAAAGUUUGAAUGCCAUGGCCCCAAAACAGGUAUGUAGUUCCAAGAAAAAUUUGAGUUUUAUAUCCCAACUAGUCAUAGACCCACGGGAUACAUGAGAAUAUUAAUUAUAUUGAG
Quercus lobata is the source of this 1394-nucleotide messenger RNA. Its product is annotated as solute carrier family 35 member F2-like. The transcript is spliced from 11 exons. Lineage: Eukaryota; Viridiplantae; Streptophyta; Magnoliopsida; Fagales; Fagaceae. Gene Ontology annotation, biological process: transmembrane transport. The coding region runs from base 70 to 1095 and encodes 341 amino acids. Gene Ontology annotation, cellular component: membrane. Gene Ontology annotation, molecular function: transmembrane transporter activity. The record is from RefSeq and is a predicted model, not a curated record.